This is a messenger RNA of Triticum aestivum (bread wheat), 899 nucleotides long. RefSeq lists its product as uncharacterized. The transcript is spliced from 2 exons. NCBI's taxonomy places the organism in Eukaryota, Viridiplantae, Streptophyta, Magnoliopsida, Poales, Poaceae. The record is from RefSeq and is a predicted model, not a curated record. The coding region runs from base 211 to 771 and encodes 186 amino acids.
UGAGGCAAAAGAUCCAUUUUCUCCACAUUCCCCACAUCUUCUUCUCAGUGGCGCCGCUGCCGUUCUCCAUUGUUCCCUCGAUCCCCCCGUCCUCUCUCUCUCUCGCUCGCUCUCCUUGACGCAUCGAGCCUAAUUCCCUCCAUCUGCGGCGGAAGGCCAACAGAUCAAGGAUAUAGCAUAACAUAGUUUGCAGGAUACAUCAUAACAUAUAUGAAGAUGCUUGAAGACGGAGGUCAUACCCUAAACCCGCUACGGCUGCUGUACCAGAUCAAGAGAGCUAAGGCUACCACCGGUCAGACUGGAAUCACGAUGCCGUUGGCGCCUCCUGCACUGACGACGAUUGGGGAAGCAAAUUCCAAGGCCGGCACAUCCCCUGCUAUGAUGUGGGUAGGGACAAUCUUCAUCGUCUGUCUUUCCAUCGGCGGCACCUCGGCCUUGGCAUACACCCUCUACAGCCACCAUUUCUUCCCUGCUGACCGCUCGUGUUGUCUGCUGACUCUCAUAUUAUGGGGGGUCUACGUGGCAGUGGUCGCAGUGGUAAUGGUGUACAUGACCCUGUUCCUGCCGAACGCCCCUGUUGCCCUGCGGGAAGCACUCGUCGACAUUGGUUGGAUUUAUGUCGGUUCACCUGUCAUGGCGAUAGACAUUCUUCUGAUGUUCUUUGGCCAGCCGUGGAUGGUCAUCUCAAUGUUUUACUGUCUCGGCAUUCUGAUUGCUGGCGUCCUUGCCUUCUGGUGGUGGCUUGCUCUCACGUACAGGAAAUGUGCUUAGCCUCACUCCUUUUCUGUAACAGACAUUUCCACUCUGUUCAUUACUUAGUACUCCCUUUUGUAAACUAAUAUAAGAUCUCCUUUUAGGUACUAUUAUUGUAUAUAUAUGUUUGCUUGUGUUCGUGUAUA